Molecule: messenger RNA, 11833 nt
Organism: Condylostylus longicornis
Lineage: Eukaryota; Metazoa; Arthropoda; Insecta; Diptera; Dolichopodidae
Gene: NaCP60E
Product: sodium channel protein 60E
Exons: 38
Coding region: 892-10161 (3089 amino acids)
Biological process (GO): sodium ion transmembrane transport; membrane depolarization during action potential; neuronal action potential
Cellular component (GO): plasma membrane; voltage-gated sodium channel complex
Molecular function (GO): voltage-gated sodium channel activity
Source: RefSeq, a predicted model, not a curated record
UAAAAUAGAAAUCUAAAAAAGAAAAUAUGUUAAAAUUUUAAUUAUGUAACAAACCUUAAGUAAAUUACAACUGAAUUUUCUAUAAUUACACAAAUGUACAGAAAUAUGUUAAUUAUAUUAUAGAAAUAUUUAAAAAUACAAAACAUAGAUGCAUUUUUUAAAUUAUAAGGUUAUUUAGUCGAAUUUCAAUUCAAAAGUAAAAUAAAGAAAAUAUUAAAAAAUAUUAAAAAAGUUUUGAGCUUUAUUAAUUAAAUCCAAAUGUUAAUAAUAAAAGAAAUUGAAUCAUUAAAUUCUUCUAAUUAAAAUAAAUAGUUAAACUUAAAUAAAGUUGUAAAUAUUAAAAACAAGAAAUACAAACAAAUCAAAACAAGCUGUAAGAUAACGAAAACAGGACACCAAUGAGGAAAUUAAUUGCUUCAAAUUUUCUUAAAUAUAUUCAAAAAAUUAUUUUAAUUAGCCUCAGUUGCAUAAGUUGCAGCUAUAAGAGCAUUUACGAAAGCUAUAAUAAUCAUUAUAGCUUCUAUAAAUUAAAAGCUAAUGCUCAUUAUUUUAAUAAUGUAUAGCUAUAAUUAAAAAUAUUAACUAUAAAAAUUAAAUAAUAAUUAAAAAACAUAUAUAAAUAUAUAAUAAAUUAAAUUUAAAAAAUAUAAUUAACAAAUAAUUUUAAAAUUAUAAAAUAAAAACAAAUAUUUAAAUCGUACCUUAAAUAUAAAAUUUUAAUUUAUAAAAUCGUAUCGCGCAAUUAAAUUACAAAAAUUCCAUUUCCUCUGUAAUUAUUUUGGAAAAAUAAAAAAAAAUCAAUAUUUUUUUGAUGGUUUUGAAUUUCUAUUGGUUUUUUGCGGCUGCCCGGACUUCAUUUAAGCGAUAUUACGCCGCCUGCCAUUUAUCAAAAUGACUGAUGAUAUAACACCGAAUGAUGAAAAAGUAGUUGCCAAACAACAAGUUGUGGAAUACACCCAAAAAUCACAAAUUAAACAUGAAAAUCGUCAUAUACAACUUGUCCGUGAAUAUGGAUUUCACCCACGUCAAAAAGUCACCGUUGAAGAUGGUGAUGUUCUACCAAAAAAAUUUGAACCAUUUCCCGAAAAUAUGUAUGGUAGACCAUUGGAAGAAAUCGAUACUUUCAUAUAUGAAGAGACUUUUUGUGUUGUAUCAAAACGCUUUCGCAAAAAUUAUAUUCAUCGCUUCACCGGUACAAAGUCUCUUUUUUGUUUUCAUCCAUGGAGUCGGGCAAGACGAGCGUGCGUUUAUUUAGCAACCAAUCAGUAUUUCGACUAUUGUGUAAUGACUACGAUCUUGUUAAACUGCGUAUUUCUCGCAAUGACUGAAACAUUUGAAGAAGCCGAAUAUAUUUUCUUAGCAAUAUACACUCUCGAAAUGAUUAUAAAAAUAAUUGCAAAAGGUUUUCUAUUAAACAAAUAUACUUAUUUGAGAAAUCCAUGGAACUGGCUGGAUUUUGUAGUAAUUACGAGCGGUUAUGCCACCAUUGGUAUGGAAGUUGGUAAUCUGGCUGGUCUAAGAACAUUUCGUGUACUUAGAGCAUUAAAGACUGUUUCAAUUAUGCCCGGUUUAAAAACUAUUAUUAAUGCAUUGUUACACUCGUUUAGGCAAUUAGCAGAAGUAAUGACGUUGACUAUAUUUUGUUUGAUGGUAUUUGCGUUAUUCGCUCUUCAGGUUUACAUGGGGGAACUUAGAAAUAAGUGCGUUAAAAAUGUUCCAAGCGAAUGGGCCAAUGUAACGCAUGAAGAGUGGAGAAGUUGGAUCAACGAUACCGAAAAUUGGAUAUAUGAUGAAGAAGAAAUGCCAAUGCUCUGCGGUAAUCUUACUGGAGCAAGGCACUGCCCAAAAGGAUAUACGUGCCUUUGUGUGGGAGAGAAUCCCAACCAUGGAUAUACUAAUUUUGAUAAUUUUAUGUGGUCCAUGCUAACAACAUUUCAACUUAUCACAUUAGACUACUGGGAAAACGUGUACAAUAUGAUUUUAGCCACAUCUGGACCCAUGAGUGUAUCAUUUUUUACAGUGGUUGUGUUUUUUGGUUCAUUCUAUUUAAUUAACCUAAUGUUAGCUGUAGUUGCGUUAGCUUACGAGGAAGAAGCAGAAAUUACAAUGGAGGAACGUAAAAAAGACUUAUUGGAUCACCGUGACGAUUCAACGUUUAGCUUCGACCCGUCCACAUUAAAAGUUAAAAAAUUAAAUAAGAACAAUAAAAAGAAAAUCGAUUCGAGAAAGGGUGUUCUUUUAGCUUCGUAUUCACGUAAAAAAAUUCGAAGAAGAAAAACUAAAGCUAAAGAAAAUGAAAAAGUUUCUAAUGGGAAUGAAACAAGUAGUAAUAAUGGUAGUCCAAUUAAAAAUGGAAAUGGGAAGGAUAAAAAAAAUCAUUCGGUGACACCAAGUCCUAGCCCAAGUCCAAGACAUAGUAGCACAGGUGAACGACCGCAAGAUUUAGCAAUAGUACAUCGCACUAGGGGUAUAUCAUUUAAUGAUAAUCAUGCUCAAUCACAGCCACAAGAUCCAAAUACUCUGUAUCCAGGCUACAGAGGACAAUUACUGCCAUCAAGUAGACAAGCGAGUUCAAAUGCUAGCGAAGGUGGAGGUGUCGGAAGAGAGUCAUCGUUGGACGAUUCAGGAGUUGUUGAUGAUCACGAAGAUCAAGAACUAACUGGCCUGGAAUUAGUUACAGCAUCUAGCGCGGAGUUACAACGUGAUCAGCUGACCCAAGUUAUGCCGGUUACAUUGGCUCUUUCCCCUAGAGAAGUACGUUUAAUUAAAUGCAAUGGAAAUAUUGCUAGAUUAAAAAAACAUAAUAUUUAUGCUCUACAUCAGGAGUAUCCAAAUGAAAUAGUUGUAAUUGCGAACCAAGACAGUGUGGAUGAUCUUCCAGAUCGAAAUUGUGAUAGAUGUGUUCAUUGUUGUGUUGACUAUGAAGGAUGGUUGCAGUUUCAAAAUUGUUUAUAUAAGAUUGUUAAAGAUCCUCUAUUUGAAUUAGCUAUUACAUUAUGCAUAGUACUAAAUACGAUGUUUCUCGCAAUGGAGCAUCAUGGAAUGAGUGAGAGUUUUCGACAAGCUUUAGAUAUAGGAAAUAAAGUUUUUACAUCAAUAUUUACAUUUGAAUGUAUUGUUAAAUUAAUGGCGUUAUCAAAAGAUUUUUUUCUAUGUGGUUGGAAUAUUUUUGAUUUAAUUAUUGUUUCAGCUAGUUUAUUAGAUAUAAUAUUUGAAUUAGUUGAUGGUUUAAGUGUUCUAAGAGGAUUGCGUUUGCUGCGUGUAUUAAAAUUAGCGCAAUCAUGGACAACUAUGAAAGUAUUAUUAAGCAUUAUUAUAUCAACAAUAGGUGCCCUUGGAAACUUAACAUUAAUUUUAGUAAUUGUUAUUUAUAUAUUUGCUGUUAUUGGUAUGCAAUUAUUUUCAAAAGAUUAUACGCCAGAUAAAUUUGAUCCAGAUCCAGUGCCAAGAUGGAAUUUUAACGAUUUUUUUCACUCAUUCAUGAUGAUAUUUCGAAUAUUGUGUGGUGAAUGGAUUGAACCAUUAUGGGAUUGCAUGAGAGCUGAAGAAAAGAAUGGUGCAUCAUCAUGCUUUGCAAUAUUUCUUCCAACUUUAGUUAUGGGAAAUUUUAUGGUUUUAAAUUUGUUCUUGGCCUUAUUGCUCAAUAGUUUUAAUUCAGAAGAAUUAAAAUCAAAAAAGGAGAGUUACAAGAAAAAGGAAGUUGGUGAAGAAUCGAAAUUAGCUCGUAGUAUAGAACGUGUUAGAUCACUAAUAAGAAGCAAACGUACCAAAGAAAAAAGUGACAAUCAAUAUAAUUCAAAAUUAGAGAAAAUUGUUCGAGAAGUGCAAGCAGUCGCAGCAUCUAAAAAAGCUCUAAUACCAGUUGAAGAUAUGGAAAAACAAUUUCAUCGGCUGAGUUAUCAAGAAUCAAUGAAUCGGCCUGUGUCGGGAUCAGAUUUUGGGUUUGAUAUACCGUUAAAGGGAAGUUUACAAACAAUUGAGGACCAAGGAGAACAUGAAGAUGAAUAUUCAGAGCAAGUUGAAACAAACUUAAAAGACAAUAAUAAACAAAACGAAUAUACCGAAUUAAAUGGUAUUUAUAACGAGUAUACACUUUUUCCUCAAAUGGAAAGAAAGUUACUACAUCAAGUGUCUUCCGGUUUUGGUACACAACAAAAUGAUAGUCGUGAUGAGCAGACUAUAAGUGAAUCUAUUGAGCUGAGAACAUUAGGUCAAUAUAAUUCAACUGACACUGAUCCAGGUGGUGAUCAUAAUAGCUUUUUGCAGCGAACUGAUUCAGAACGUCAUGAUGAACAAAGUCAACAUCAUAAUGAAGAAUAUUUAAGAUACCAAAAAUCAUUGUUAACACGUUCACCAAGCUAUCGUAAGUCCUUAGAUAGAUUAUCUUUAUCAAGUGGAACCAGUCAAAAGUCUUUAAUACCAUCAAAAUCUAAAUCAAUUGAACAUAAUAUUAAUGGAGUUGUUAUUGGUAAUGGUAAUGGACAUGAUGAUGAUGAUAAUAUACAUAAUAUCAAUAAUAAUUUAACAGUUAAGCGUGUUGACAGUGGCAAUUCAUUGAAUACGUUAUCAAUGGACCAAGAUGAACUACUAAAUCAAGUAAAUUUGCGUGAUGAGCUAUUAAAUUGUGAUCAAAAAGAGCUCUUUCAAUUUUUGCAAGAUGAUGUUGAUAAUAGUAAUAAUUACUUUAGUGAUACAGUUGGUUACGGUAGUACAGUUAUUGAUGUUGGUGAUGCUGAUAGUUUAAUAUUAGAUUCAAAAAAAGAUGGUGGUUCAAUAUUUUCCAGUACACGUAAAACUUCAAUAUGUAGCAUUAAGUCAAAUUUGUCAAAUCUAUCGAAUUCAAUUAUUCAACAAUUAGAACAACGACGAGGAGGUAGUAUAUGCGGUUCAACUAAUGGUAAUAAUAUUGACCCCGAACUAGGUGAUACUCAACCAUUAGUGACUAAUUCCGAUUUUGACACAAUCAUUAUGAGUUUUGAGAAAGAGCUAGAAGAAAUAAAAAGGUCAACAACUUCUCUAGAACGACGUUUAUCGAAUUUAUCAGAACCAUCGCCAAUUGCUGAAGAAUGCGAUAAAGAUUUUAUAACGCAUUUAUUAAAUCGUGAUAAUAGUACAAGUCAAUUAAUAGAACAAUCAUCAUUAUCCGAAAUGCCAUUAGUUCACCGAAGAGAUCAUUCUACUUUAAAUAAUCGUAGCUCCGUAAAACUUAAACGUCGUAGUCUUGAAAAACAGAAAAAGAUUGAUGAAGAUUUUAAUGUUUCGAAUGAAAUCCGAAAAAUCUGUGAUCAAAUGCAAGCUCCCUUUAAUGAAAUGUUGAUUGCACCUAUAUCAGCUGUCAUUUCAACAGCUUCUACAUCAGUUCCAUCAAAUGCCUUAAUAACAACAGCUACAACAACAAUAACAUCAAUUAGUCCAUCAAUAAUAAGUGGUACUAAUAUUAUACCAAUAGAAAAUCGAUCGCCAUUUUUACGUCGUAGAAGUGAUUUUUAUACGAAUUUCGAUCGAAUGAAACGUCGUAGUUUAAUAGAGCGAGUUGAUGAAGUACCGGAAGAAGAUCGUCCAACUACUAAAAUUGAAAGUGAACGUUUACCACGAAAAUCAUUACCUAUAGCUGAGGUUGAAUUAGAUAGUUUAUCGUUGAAAAGUACCGCGAGUUACGAAAAAUUAUUACUAAAAAAGCAAAUGGCCCAUUUAGGUGAAUCAGAAAAAUCACCAAGCCCACCACCAUUAUCAAAAUCAGAAUUAAAAAAAAUGAUGAAAUUAAAAAAACGUUCAACAACUGAAGAAAGAACCAGUUCAACAACCACAGAACUAUCAAAAAAAUUUGGCGGUUCAUCAACAGAAAAGAGUCCAGGCAAAAGUCCCAAGAAAUCUAAACAAAGUGCAAUUGGAUCGUCCGCAACCAGUAUUGUUAAAACAUUAACAAAUAAAGAACAACAAUUACAACAAUUAGAAUCGGGACAACAAGAGCCACAGUUAGAUAAAUUACAACACCAACAAAGCACAGAAAAAGAAAAAAACACUAAGAAAUUUUCUGAAAAACCUUGGCAUUGUCUGGUCUCCUACGUGGACGAUCUAACCGUUGGAGGAAGACGUAACUCGCAGGGAGCAUACAAUGAUCCAAUGUCUUUUCCAAGUUUUGGGGAUAAUAAACCCCCAAAAGUACCAUCGGAUUGUUUUCCACAAAAGUGCUAUGAUCAUUUAUACUUUAGAUGUCCAUGUUGGUUCACUUGCAUCGACACCAGAUGGGUCAAAUAUUGGACCGAUGUUAGGACAGCAGUAUUAUCUGUUGUCGAUACACCAGCUUUUGAGUGGUUCGUCCUUGUACUUAUCUUCGCGUCAAGUAUAACAUUAUGUUUUGAAGAUAUAUACUUGGACCAAAAUAAGCCACUUAAAAGGAUACUAUAUUGGACAAAUUUAUCAUUUUGUAUAAUAUUUGUUAUUGAAAUGAUAUUAAAAUGGUUAGCACUGGGGUUUUCGAAAUAUUUUACUAGUUUUUGGACGAUAUUGGAUUUUGUAAUAGUCUUUGUAUCAGUAUUUUCAUUACUAAUAGAAGAAAAUGAAAAUUUAAAAGUUUUACGGUCAUUGCGAACGCUGCGUGCUUUAAGGCCAUUAAGAGCAAUAUCCAGAUGGCAGGGAAUGAGAAUUGUUGUUAACGCAUUAAUGUAUGCCAUACCAUCUAUUUUCAAUGUCCUUUUGGUUUGUUUAGUAUUCUGGUUAAUAUUUUCAAUAAUGGGUGUACAAUUUUUUGGUGGUAAAUUUUUUAAAUGUGUUGAUGAAAUAGGUGACCUAUUGGAUGUAUCGAUUGUCAAUGAUAAAUGGGAUUGUAUUGAAAAAAAUUUUACAUGGAUUAAUUCAAAAAUAACAUUCGAUCACGUUGGAAUGGGCUAUUUAGCUCUUUUACAGGUUGCAACAUUUGAAGGUUGGAUGGAAGUAAUGGCUGAUGCAGUUGAUGCUCGUGGGGUUGAUUUACAACCUCAACGUGAAGCAAAUUUAUAUGCUUAUAUCUAUUUCGUAAUAUUCAUUGUAUGCGGUUCAUUCUUCACUCUAAAUCUGUUCAUUGGAGUUAUCAUCGAUAAUUUCAAUAUGCUUAAGAAAAGAUACGAAGGAGGAGUACUCGAAAUGUUUCUCACCGAAUCCCAAAAACACUAUUACACAGCUAUGAAAAAAUUGGGUAGAAAAAAACCGCAAAAAGUUAUUAAAAGGCCAAUCAAUCAAGUUUUAGCAAUGUUUUAUGAUCUUUCGAAUUCAAGGAGAUUUGAGAUUGCCAUUUUUGUUUUAAUAUUUUUAAAUAUGCUCACAAUGGGCAUCGAACAUUACAAUCAGCCACACGCAGUGUUUUUUAUUUUAGAAGUUAGUAACGCGUUUUUUACAACAGUUUUCAGUUUAGAAGCAAUAGUAAAAAUCGUAGGUCUUCGCUACCAUUAUUUCACAGUACCGUGGAAUGUAUUUGAUUUCCUAUUAGUAUUAGCAUCAAUUUUUGGUAUUCUAAUGGAAGAUAUUAUGAUUGAUUUACCAAUAUCGCCGACACUUUUACGAGUUGUACGAGUGUUUCGCAUAGGAAGAAUAUUACGAUUAAUUAAAGCGGCCAAAGGAAUUCGCAAAUUAUUAUUUGCGUUGGUCGUUUCAUUACCAGCAUUAUUUAAUAUUGGAGCUCUAUUGGCAUUAAUAACAUUUAUUUAUGCAAUAUUAGGAAUGUCUCUAUUCGGACAUGUUAAAUUACAGGGUGCCUUAGAUGAUAUGGUUAAUUUUCAAACAUUUGGUCGUAGUAUGCAAUUGUUAUUUCGUUUAAUGACAUCAGCGGGUUGGAAUGAUGUAUUAGAAUCAUUAAUGAUACAACCACCGGAUUGUGAAUUUGAUUUAAGCGAUUGUGGACAUCCUUUAUUGGCUAUUACAUAUUUUACUAGUUUUAUUAUAAUCAGUUACAUGAUUGUAAUUAAUAUGUAUAUAGCUAUUAUAUUGGAAAAUUUUAAUCAAGCACAUCAAGAAGAAGAAAUUGGUAUAGUUGAAGAUGAUUUGGAAAUGUUUUAUAUUAGGUGGUCAAAAUAUGAUCCCCAUGCAACACAAUUUAUAGCAUUUAGUCAAUUAGCUGAUUUUAUAGCAUCUUUAGACCCACCAUUGGGUAUACCAAAACCAAAUACAGUAGCCUUGGUCUCAUUCAAUUUACCAAUAUCCAAAGGAAAUAAAAUUCAUUGUUUGGACAUCUUACAUGCUUUGGUUAAACAUGUUCUAGGGCAUGUCGAAGAAACAGAUACUUUCAAACAAUUACAAGAGCAAAUGGAUGGUAAAUUUAAGAAGCAAUUUCCAACUCGCAAAGAAUUGGAAAUUAUUUCUUCGACAAGAAUUUGGAAACGCCAAGACAAGGCUGCUAGAUUAAUACAAAAUACAUGGAGAGAAUAUGUAAGAAUGAAAAAAGAACGAGAAAGGCUAUCAAAUUCAAUGGAUGAAGACAAUUCAAAAAAUUCAAGUCCAGGAGGCUGGCAUGCCAAAUUAUCAGCUUUCAAUUUUUUACAUCUACAGGUUGGACGUCGUGGAACAGCAUGCUCAAGUCGUGCAUCAUCACGUAAAUCAUCUCGAGCAUCUGAUGCAUCUGAUUUAAGUGAAUUAGCUGGACCUUGGCUUAAUUUACCGUUAAUGUUAGUUUCUGGGGCUGAUGAAUUAGUCAAAGACAUUAAGCAACAGACUGAAGAAAAACGCAAUAGUAUCAUAGCUGAACAACAAGCCAAAUCUGGCAGAAGAAGAAGCUUUUAUAAUUUCUUUUUACGUCAUCAAGAUGCAGUUGAUGAUAGUUUAACUUCGCCAUCAGUGCAAAGGAAAAGCCUUACACCAUCCUCAAGUGAAGAUAAAGCUGCCACAGUAGCAACAAGUGCACCAACACCUGUACGAAAGCGUGCAACAAGUUUUAUACGUAAAAAGCCACCACUAGAAAGAGGUUUGUCAGCACAAAGCGCUUUAAGAGUUAACAAAAAUGCUUUUGUCUCUGAUGGACCGGAAGUUAGUAUAUUAGUCACAAAACCUUCUCCAGAAGCACCAUCUGGGCCGGGUUUAAGACCCGACAAUUCGACCUUAGUUCAUGUGCUUGUUCAUCGAGAGAGUGAAGAAUAUAAAAAUGAAGAUGAAGAGGAAACGACAGAAAAUCAAGAAAAAAUUGUUGAAAAACCAAAAAAACCACCGGAAAUUAAAAUAACUCCUGGUUCAGAUGAUUUACCGUCACUUCAUGAAUUACAACCAGGUCACCCGAUUGUUCAAAUAAUGGUUGAAAGUCCAAAAGAACCACCAAGUGGAGAUUUUUCCACAAUAUCAAAAGUAACCGAAGCGACAACACAAUCAACUGAAACAUCAAAUACUUCCACUGUAACUGCAGCAGCAAGCGUGAAAUCUGGGACAACAGAUAUGAUGCCACAAACACCGAUUGCAUCCAUAAAAAGACAUUCUCCUCCUACAACACCUACACCAUCUCCAUCACCUCCACCAGUUCCACCAAGAUCGCCAGUACCAACCAAAAAUAUCAAAUCCCCACCUGUACCUCCUAAGUCAAUAAAACCUCAACCGCCACCACUACCACCACAAACCCGUACUCAACCUCAAAAACAAAAAUCACUUACAGAUUCAUUACCAAUGAUUAAGCCCAGAACACCAACCACUCAACCUAGAUCUAUACAUUCCGCAAUAUUAUCACCACCACAACUGCAACGUAAAACGCAUAUACAAAAAAGGGAACAAUCAAAAUCACCACCAAUAAUGCCUAGACCGAUAGUAACACAACGAUCACUUUCACCAGCAGCAACGUCAUCCUGUACAACAAUGUCGAAUUUGCAAUCAGAACACCAAAUAAUAAAAACACCUGUAACACAAACAUCAUCAUUACCAAUUCAAAUGGCACCGUCACCAUUACCAAAAAGGUCAAUGUCGUCAUCUGCACCGCAUUCAACAACCACUGCUAUAGCACAACAACGACAACAUCAAAUUGAUAAAAAUUUACGAGGUGAAAGAUCAAAAGUUUUAAAUGAUUAUGAAAAACAAUCUUUACAACAACAAAUACAAUCAUCAGAUAUUUGUGAAAUUACAACAGAUCAUAGUACAUCAUCGGACUCUUCAAAAUCUGAUGGUGGUAACGGCCUAAAUAAUAAACAACCCCAGAGAAACGAAACAGAAAGGUGACUAUUAGAACAAACUACUACUAAUAAUACGAAUAGUGGUACUACUAACAAUAUCAGUUACAGUAGUAGUAAUAGCAACAAUGGUAGUAAUAAUAAUAACAAUAAUAGCAAUCAAAAUAUUAAUAAUGAAAAUAAUGGUAAAGAAUGUAGUUGACAAUCUUCUACGUGAGUAAUAACUAUUAUUACAAAAAUUAAUUAUAAUAACAUAAUGUUAACUCGUUAUUUAUUAUAAAAUGGAUUCAUCAGUUAUAAUAAAAUUAACAAUAAUUAUUAUUAACACAAAUUAUUACAGAUAUUAUGAAUUAUAAUAUAAAUUUAUAUAUAGUAUGUACAUAAAUAUGUAUAUGUAUUAUCAGUAUAAUUAAAAUUAAAUUUUAAAAAUUUCUUCUCGCAUUGUUCGAAAUCAAAAAACAAAAUAUAAAAAUUAAAUUAAAAAAUUUUAUAGCAAUAAAACCCCUGAAUUUUUAUUACCUCAAUUAUAGAAAACUUGAACAAAAAUAAAAAAGAAAAAAGAAAUCAAUUAAAAAAUAUAAUAUUAAUAAUUAAAAAAUGAAAAUGUAUUAAAAUUCGACUCUAGCUAGAUCAGUUUUUAACAAGAAAAUUUCUCAUUUAAAGCCAAGCUUGCAUAUUAUUUAAAGUUUUUGCAAAAUAUAAUGCAUAUUUGAUUGGAAUUUGUUCUUUAUUGAAAAUAUAAAAUAAUAUUAAUAUAAAAAACAAUUUAAACAUGGCUUUUCAAGUUAGUAAUCAAAAUUGUUUUCUAACAAUUUUUUUUAUCAAUCCAAGCUAUACAAAUUUGAAUUCCAUGAUCACAAACUAUAUUACAAUUAGGCUUUCCAAACACUCUUUUGUGGAAAACGUACAACCUUUGCAAAAAUUUAAUUUAUUUAUAAUCAAUUAUUGCAGUUUAAGCAGCCAAAGAUUUUGUUUAAUAAAUUUUAUAUUUUUAUGUUUGCAACAUAUUCGAGAUGAAAUUAAACAAAAUUUCUGAAUAUCUCAAACAUAUUUUUAAGUGUAUGUUUUGAAAAAAGCUACAUUAUUAACUGCAUUGUUUAUACAUUUCAACCAUUUGCUGCUUAUUUGAUUAAUUUAAAUUUUAAUUUAAAAAAAAUAAACCAUUUCUCAUAUUAUAAAAACUACACUUCGACAAUCUGUAUAAAUACAUACAUAUUAUGGUUUAAGUAAAUAAUUUAGAUCUUUUUUAAUAAAUUUUCUUAUUUUAAAUGAAAGAAAAAAAUGAAAAAAAAAACGAAUAAUUAGAGAAUAAAACUAUCAAAUAAAUAAUUUAAAUAAAAUAUUAUGAAAAUUAUUUAAGUAAUAAAAUAUAGAAUAUCAUAAAAAAUCCUAAUUUUUUUAACAAUGUUAAAAUAGCAAGCUGUGUCUGAUGAGGAAAAAUGAUACAUACAUAUUUAAUUUGAGAAAAAAUGGCUUCCGACAUUGAACAUAAAAUAAAUAUUUUUUUUUUCAUUCAGUCAAAUAGUUGUUCAUUAGUUGAUCAAUAAAUAAAACUAGUAUUAUAAUUUUAAAAUUCAUCAAAAUUUUUCGAAUAUUUUAACAUUUUAUAAUUGUGUUAUAAUUAAAUAUGAUAUAUUAUUAAUUAAAUUUGAUAUAAAAUAAAGUCAUUAAAUACUUUUUUUAUAUUCUGAAAACUUGAAACAUUGUUAAACAUUUUAAGA